UGUGUUUACACAGACGGGAAUACUGCGCCAAAGGAAGUGCGCCGGGUUCUCCGUCUUCGCGUUCCGACUUCCUGCUCUGAGGCAGGAGAGAGAAAAGCUGCGGAUCCGCUUUCAGACAGCAGCAGGAGCAUGGAGCCCCUACACAACACACACACACCGCUAUAAGACACAAAUACACACACAUCUCACACACAGGCAGACGGGUAGAGGAGCAGCGGCCGUCCACAGCAGGAUCGCCUGUGUCUCUGGGUCAUCCCGUCAUGGAGAGUUCCAUCACACUCUGGCAGUUCCUGCUGCAGCUGCUACUCGACAAAAGCCACAAACAUCUCAUCUGCUGGACGUCCAACGACGGCGAGUUCAAGCUACUCAAGUCAGAAGAAGUGGCCAAGCUGUGGGGGCUGCGCAAGAACAAGACCAACAUGAACUAUGACAAGCUGAGCAGAGCUCUGCGCUACUACUACGACAAAAACAUCAUUAAGAAGGUGAUCGGCCAGAAGUUCGUCUACAAGUUUGUGUCGUCCCCUGAGAUUCUGAUGAUGGACCCUGCGGUGGUGGAGUCAGGCCGCAGCAGUGAGGAAAGUGCGGGUGCGACGUCAGAGCCUGAGGCUGAAGACGAGGAUGGGGGUGGGAGAAACCAAUACCUUCACUCCGGCCUGUACUCCUCCUUCACUGCCAGCGCCCUGCAGCACUCCUUAGAACCGCAUCGGCCGAUCAAGACGGAGCCCAGAUCCGAUCACCACGGCGACAGCUCCUCUGUCAUCCGAUUCGUAACCAACCACGGCCACUCCUCACUACCCUCCACCCCACCCCCAUCCUCGGCCGACACCUCCGAUUCCUCCAAAUCGUCUCCUCGGCAGGCCCGCUCUUCCUCCUGCUCCUCCUCCCCGCCACAAAGCCCCGCCCACACACGAUGGAGGGGGCGGAGCCAGAGCACAGAGACUAAUGCGUUAGAGCAGAGCGCUCAGCCUCUGAACCUGUCAUCGGGUCAGAGGGAAAGAGAAAGGUCACAGGGCACGGCAAUGCCAGAGAGGAGGAGAUUGGCCAAUAGCGUGCCUUUAAAAAGCAGAAAACCCAAAGGCUUGGAAAUCUCCGCUUCCUCUCUCCUCCUGACAGGAAGUGACCUCGUCUCCAGAGCUCUCAACAGCCCGGCGCUGCCUUCAGGCUCCCUGACCGCUGCCUUCCUCACCACACAGACUCCGUCUGGUCUGCUGCUCACUCCCAGUCCUCUACUCUCCAAUAUCCAUUUCUGGUCCAACCUGAGUCCAGUGGGACCCCUUAGCCCUGCACAACUGCAGAGCCAUGCCCCCCUCUUUCAGUUCCCCUCACUGCUGAAUGGAGUCAUCCCUGUGCCUUUCCCCAGCAUGGACGCUCCCUCUCCUCUGCUGCUCUCCCCAAGCUCCCACAAGUCCUGAUCCCCGAGCUUCAAGAGCAAACUAGGCCAAACCGGGCCGAGCUGGGCUGGAUCAGCACAGAUCAGUACCGAGCCAGUCAGCUUUAGACUUUAACAAUGAACCACACAGGAGUCAGACUUCCUCUGAGUCCAAUUACACUUUGAUCUGAAACCUGUUUCUUUACAUUUACAAAUGAAGAAACAGGAGCUUUACUCUGAAGCUUUGCUAUCUGAGAAGAGUAAUUGUGUUAAACAUUUCUUUGUGUGUUUACUACAGUUCAACUGCUCAUGUCCCUUUACAUUUGUUUCUUCAUCAUCAUGCAAAGAAAUUGACUGGAGGUCAGACCUCAUCACAUUUCUUAUCUCAUUUUAUAUCUCAUCUCAUUCGACUUGGUUCAAAAUUCAGUGAUACAGACCAGUUACAAUUUCAUGAAUGUUAGCGCUAUUUUUCGCCUCUGCUCUGUCAAUAUCCACACCACUGACUCAAACAACGGAGAUCUGGAGAAAUCCUUGUCAGGAAUUAUAAAAUAAGAAGUCGAGAAUGACAGAUGCUCAAGUACAGCUCAUUUAAGUAAAUACAUGUUCACCAUGCUACUGUACAGUUAAAGGAAAUACAGUCCUUUGCUUUCCUACUAAGAGUUAGCGUUAGACGAGAAAAUCGAUACCCCUCUCUCUCAUGAUUGUAGGGUCAAUAUGAAGCUAUAUCCAGGAGACGGUUAGCUUAGCAUAAAGACUGGAAGCACAGAAACCUUACUCUGUCCAAAGGCGACUACUAGCUAGCAGCUUACUAAUUAACACAUCAACCUUAUGAAAAUUAAAAAAACGACAAUUUGUAGUUUUAUAGGGGACUGAAGGUAGAACCCAGGAGAAAUAGUUUGGCACAAAACCUCUGUAAAACCAUUUUUACACAGCUAAAACAAACACCAACAAUAAUUUCUUUAUUUGUGAGCUGAGGUAAGGCGGACUUUGAUAACCUCGGGCAGAGCCAGACUGGCUGUUUCAAGUCUUUAUGCUAAGCUAACCAGCUGCUGGCUGUAAUUACAUAUAUAACUGACAAAAAUAAAUAGUGAUGUAAAUCUUACACUCAGCAAGAAAGCCUAAUUCCAAAAAUGUCAAAUUGUUCCUUUAAAUUUGGACAUAAAAUGGGACCAUAACUGGAUGAUUAAACGCUAAAGCCAUGAAAGAUAUUAAGUAGUGGGUGAUUGGAUUUUUUCCCCCCUGUGCUGAGCCUUCCUUUAAAU
This is a messenger RNA of Sander lucioperca (pikeperch), 2631 nucleotides long. RefSeq names its product ETS transcription factor ELK3 (gene elk3). The transcript has 5 exons. Bases 261 to 1412 code for a protein of 383 amino acids. NCBI's taxonomy places the organism in Eukaryota, Metazoa, Chordata, Actinopteri, Perciformes, Percidae. Gene Ontology annotation, biological process: cell differentiation; regulation of transcription by RNA polymerase II. Gene Ontology annotation, cellular component: nucleus. The record is from RefSeq and is a predicted model, not a curated record. Gene Ontology annotation, molecular function: DNA-binding transcription factor activity, RNA polymerase II-specific; sequence-specific DNA binding.